GAUAGGCAGUAGUCGAGUUCAAGCUCUCAAAAACAGACGCAACAUAACUACUUAACGGCCAAUCAUAAGCUGCACGCGCCACCGUGCGGUCGCGACUAUUAAAUUAAAAAUCGGCACGAUAUUUCCUCAGAAUAAAUACCCUAAACAUUACGUCAAUUUAACAAAAUAAACGGUAUAGUUUGCGUAGUAUGCUAAAAGCAAAUGAACUGUAUAUUGGCGAUCGGUAAUCAAAAUGACGUUGCGGGUCGAAGUGCCCGAAAAGAUCUUGAGUAUAGAAUCAUGCAAGUGCAAAUCGUAUGAGAAAGAUAUAAAAAAAUCUGAAAAAAAAUUCAGUGGCCGGUUGAAGGAGUUCAUCAAAAAGACAUGGGCUCUGAAAUCAAAAGUGACAGUGGAACCGUAUGUAAUAUGUUACGUGCUACCGAGUGUUUUAGCGGGAUUAGCUGUACAGAAUUUGUGUUUAGAGAAAUCGUGCCUAGUAAAUUUAAAGUACGACGAGGAGACGUGCAGCCACAUCAUGCAAGGUCGCACACACAAUUAUACAGAGCAAGAGAAGAAUGUUCAGAAGAUGGUGGCGGGAAUGACGGCGUGGAGCUUCCCUUUACAGACAGCACUGCCUGGCAUUUUAACCCUGUUUGUGGGUGCGUGGAGCGAUCGCACAGGGAACAGAAAGAGCUUCAUGGUGUUCCCGAUUUUAGGAAAACUCUUAUCAUGUUUCGGCAUUAUCCUGAGUACAGUAUUCUUUCUCCAAGUGGGUUUAAACGAAACGGCCAUAAUCGAGGGCCUGCCUCCAGCAUUGGCUGGUGGUCGUGUUGCAAUGACAAUGGCGGUAUACAGCUAUGUCACGGAUAUCACAAGUGAUUCUGAACGGACUUUUCGUUUAGGGAUUAUCACAGCUAUAUUGACUCUCAGCAGGCCGAUCGGGCUCGCUCUUAGUGGAAUAAUGACAAAACGUUUUGGUUAUUACGGUGUUUUUACUGUAGCGUGUAUUUUCUACAUGACUGGUUUUGUGUAUAUCCUUCUGAGGCUGAAGGAAAAGAAGAAGAAGAAUAUUGAUGACGAAGUACCUGAAACGGUGCUCUCCAUGUUCUCGGUGCAAGAUUUCGCGGCAACUGUGAAUGUAGCAUUAAAGCAGCGCGAGGGCUCGCGGCGUUUGCAAAUCGUGUUAGUUAUGUUUGCAUACAUGUUCAUCGUAGGACCUGUUUUAGGUGAGGCGCAGAUGACGUACUGGUUCACUCGCUACAAGUUCAAGUUCACCGAAGUUGACUACAGCUUGUUCCUCACAUACUCCGUACUUGUUGGCUCUAUUGGUUCCUUCAUAACAAUAUACCUGUUCAUCAAGCGAUGGAAGAUAGAGGACAGCAUUAUCGGCAUAGUGGCCUGCCUCAGCAGAGUGGCCGCGAGUGUUGUGUACGCAAUGGCCCCCAGCAGAACAGUGUACUUCCUGGGGCCUGUUCUCGACAUGUUCAGCUCGGCUGGAGCUACAUCACUACGGUCCAUUGUUACGAAACUUGUGAAAGCUGAUGAAGUUGGUAAAGCGAGCUCUCUAAUCAGUAUAUCAGAGGCUUUGGUACCUGUGAUCUACUCGCCCGUCUACAGCAAGGUGUACCUCAGUACGCUGUCAACGUUCGCCGGCGCCUUCUACCUCAUCAGCGCCGCGCUAGCCGUCCCUGCCAUAGUUAUUUAUUUAAGCCUGUAUAUUUUACGAAGAAAAGAAAUCGAGCAGAGCAAGUCCGCCGAAAGCAAGUCCAAGGAGAGCGAAGUUACGCGAUUUUAGUGAACUGUUGUGUAUAAUUUAUUGUUUAAUUUUUAGUUGUAUGCCUAUUAUGUACCUACCACAAAAUCUCAAUAAAGUUAAGGUUUGUAUUGAAA
Maniola jurtina (meadow brown) is the source of this 1869-nucleotide messenger RNA. Its product is annotated as proton-coupled folate transporter-like. The record is from RefSeq and is a predicted model, not a curated record. Gene Ontology annotation, biological process: transmembrane transport. The transcript has 5 exons. Gene Ontology annotation, molecular function: transmembrane transporter activity. NCBI's taxonomy places the organism in Eukaryota, Metazoa, Arthropoda, Insecta, Lepidoptera, Nymphalidae. Gene Ontology annotation, cellular component: membrane. Bases 233 to 1774 code for a protein of 513 amino acids.